ACAACAACAAUAACCCGUCGGGAAAAUCGCGGCGAACAAAAGAUUCCCAGGCGCAAUUGGAUUGGCAAUUGCGUAGAACACACAUAUUGUGCCUGCCUACAGAUACAGAUACAAGUGACUGAGUGUAUUGGUCAAGAUGAGUGCUCGAAAAUUGCGCGCCGAUGAAUAAUGUGCCGAAAACAAGAGCAAAAGGCCAGCAGGCGACGCAUUAGCUUAUAAAUAGUGACAAACUCAGGCAGACCUACUGUUAUUUCCCAGCUGCCCCAUCAGCCUGUCUGCUCUGCCCAAAGUUCUUGCGAAAGCUCUUUUUCGCCAGCAGACUAGGCGUGCCUAUUUGCGUGGCCGCCAAUGUGGCCUGGCACUGGCGUUGCCGGACGUUCGCGAGAAAAAGCGUAAUUCAUGGCAUGAUUAACGAAAAGUCUGCAUAUUUCCCCGUGUGUGAGGCUGAAAAUGUUUAUAAACAAUAGCCGUAAUAACAAGAAGCGCUAAUAAUCAGCAUUGGCUAGCUGCCCCCAGUGAAUACGGCAACACUCGCGGAUAUCUGCGCUUUGCUUUUCGGGAGCACAGGCCAGGCGAGGGCAGAGAGAAGGAGAAAGAGGGCUCCUCCAAAUCUAAAUCCAACUCCUGGAAUCCUCCGAAUCCGAAGCCAGCAAGGAAGCCACAUAGAACAUAGGAUCAAUCCUCUGAGGGAGACGCUCUCCUGAUCGCCUGGAAGUGGAAGCGAAGCCUACUGCCGCUGCCGAAUAAUGAGUCGACAUGAUGGUGUCAGCUGCGAUUCAUGUCUCAAGAGCAACUUCAACGGACGGCGCUACAAGUGCUUGAUCUGCUAUGACUACGACCUCUGCGCCGACUGCUACGAGGAUGGCGUCACCUCCACGCGCCACCUGGUCGAGCAUCCCAUGCAGUGCAUCCUCACCCGCUCCGACAUCGAGCUGUACUUCGGCGGCGAGAUGCUAACCUCGGACCAGCCGCAGAGCUUCACCUGUCCCUACUGCAAGAAGAUGGGCUUCAGCGACGCCACCCUGCUCGAGCACGUCUCCGCCGAGCACACGGAGACCAGCCUGGAGGUGGUCUGUCCGGUCUGUGCCGGUCUGCCAGGCGGCGAGCCGAAUCUAGUCACAGAUGACUUUGCCGGUCACCUCACCCUGGAGCAUCGCCAGGGGCCGCGCGAGCUGAUUUCCUUUCUGGACGAGCCCUCGGCCAUUCGUCAUGGCGGCGGAGUACGUCGGAUCCCAGGACGCACCCUCGGCGGACCGCGGACACGGCGCUCCAACAUGCACUUCAGCUCCUCGAGCGGCCUGUCGGCCCUGUCGCCCUCGGGACGGGAAUCGGUGGAUCCCAUCGCGGAACUGCUGUCGCAGCUUUCCGGGGUGCGGAGGGGCGGGCCGCCCACAUCGCAGCUGCAGCAGCUACAGAUGCAGAUGCAGUUGGAUCGCCAGCAGGUGACGGCAUCGCGCCAAAUCGAUCGGCUGCCAAGGCGUGCGCAUCCCAUAGUCUCAACAUCGAACUCGAAUGCCGCCAUGGCCGAGGUGAUCAGCGGCGGAGCAGGAGGCAGUGGCGCAGUUGGAAGCGGCAGUGGCGGCGGCAGCGGGGGCACCGCACCGCCCAACCUGCGCACCACCGAGUGGCCGGUGACAGCCAGCUUCUCGACAUCGGCCAGCAAUCAUUCGCAGACUCAGUCGAGUCUGGCCGCCAACAGCCUCAAUGCCAGAGAAGCGAUCGGAACGAGCAGCAGUGCAGCCAGCAAUGCCCUGGGCAUCAGUGUGGGCGUCGGCGGAGCGGCCAAUGGCAACGGCGGAGCAGGUUCAUCCGGUGUGGCAGCUGGAGCUGCAGGAGCUGGCCAAUCAGGUGGCCAGGGAGCUGCGGUGGCUGGCGAGUCGCUCUUGUUGGCCCAAUUCAUGCAGCCCACCCUCUCCGAGGCCGAGUGGGCGAUGGUGGAGAGCAUGCGAGCGGAUCGCUCCAUGUUUGUGCAGUCGCUGAUGCUGUCGAUGCUCUGCACCGAGGCGCUGGACUUGAAUGCCUCCGACGAGAGUCUGGCCAAGAGUGAUAAUGUAAAUAAGGGGCAGCAGCAGCAGCAGGAGGACGCUGAGGCCGAGGCGCAGGCGGAAACGCUGCUCAACAACAAUGCCGAUGUGGAGCAGCAGCAGCAGCAGCAGCAACAGCAACAGCCGAUGGUGCGACAGGUGAAUCAAAUGCAACAAACCUCGCCGGAGGACUUUGUGUGCGACGAGUAUCGCUAUAAAAACAAAAAGGCCAACACAACACAAACGAGCGGCACAGGAGGCGGCGGAGGAGGAGGAGGAGGAUUGGGGGCAGCAGGAGCCACUGCAGCCGCAGGUGGGGGAGCUAGUGGCGCUGGCAGUAAGCCAACAGCUGACAGAGGCAUCGAGAGGCGGGCAGGUCGUCCGCCGCCGGCGGAGAUGGCCACGGGCUCGCAGCAGCCACAGCAGCAGCAGCAACAGCAGUCCUUGGGGAAUCCGGCGGCGUCCCAGCAGAAAUACAAACAGAGCGCUAAUGCAGCGGCGGCGGCAAACACAAAUCAAAUUCCCGACACUAGGUAGUGCCUCCGAUGAAGAUAGAUUACCACGAAUUGCAUCAACAACAAGAGUAACAACAACAACCACACCCAAUGUAGCUGCAGCAGCCACAACAAAUCUAUCACCACCACGAAACACCGCAACAGCAAAGGAAUCAGAAUCAGAAACAGAAUCAGAAACCGAAACCGAAACAACAACCGAUGGAACUACAACCAACACAGCCGUUAAAGUAACAACCGGAGUGGGGGAUAGCUGCUGCUCUGGAGGAAUCCGAUUCGUCUUAAGCGGUUGCUCACGCAGCCGCCGCAGCAAUUUCGUCAAAAGGAAAACUAUAUUAUGUAUCGUUUAUUAAAUAUAUUAAAAUUUAUAUAAUUAUAAAAGGA
This is a messenger RNA of Drosophila takahashii, 2920 nucleotides long. It is a transcript of the gene Kcmf1, whose product is annotated as Potassium channel modulatory factor 1. Gene Ontology annotation, molecular function: zinc ion binding. Gene Ontology annotation, biological process: synaptic signaling. Gene Ontology annotation, cellular component: plasma membrane. The record is from RefSeq and is a predicted model, not a curated record. NCBI's taxonomy places the organism in Eukaryota, Metazoa, Arthropoda, Insecta, Diptera, Drosophilidae.